AACAAUCCGUGAGAGGGAACGCCCCGGACCACGUGUCUGUGCCUCACAGUCACACCGGCUUCACCAUCACAGAAAUCUACAGCCACGUGUCCCUGGAAAGCCGAGACGACUUCACAGGACUUUUACUGCGAGCCAAUAAUUCCGUGGUUGUGUUUUGUGGUGGUAUGAUAGAGGGCUCCACGAUGUCCAUGGAACAGAGUUUCGAAUGACCAACCUGUUCAAAAGAAUUUCAUGAGCCAAUGGAUUUCCAACGAACUCGAUGGUGAUGGAACGUCAAUAAAGAUCACCCUGAACGCUAGCAAAGAAUGCAGAAAUGGGAACUCUUUCGGGGUGUAUAUUUAUCGGAGAAACGGGGGAGAUAUUUCUAUCAGUAUGAGUGGCUACCAGUUUCUGUCCAAAAGGAGAGAAAGCCAUCAUUAUCUCGGAAAACCCUGUGGAAACGAGUACUUUAACAGAGAUGUUUUCAAAUUCCGAAGUUCGGUUCUAGAAGCAACUUCGACCAUCGCAGACCUAACACCUUCACACGUCAUUUCCAUAACAACGGAAUAUUCUGAGAUCGCCAUUGAUGAAAUAAGUAAAAAACAACUGAUGUCCACAACACCACGUUUUCCACACUGCGUCUGUCAUCCUAAGCCCAGAUUAUCCAGCACACAAAUAGAGGAAGAACUAAAGGAAAAAAUAAAAGAGAUGAAGGAAGAUCUCGCGAUCAACAAGAACGACCUUUCGUCAUAUCGCCGGAAGAAGACGAGCGCGAAUGACGACCGGACUUCCGCCAAGGGUAUCGGAAUGGUUGGAGCAAGCAUUCUUUGUGCAUUUGCCACUUUCAUUAUCGUUAUGGACUUUGAGAUUCUUGUUCAUCAGGUGAGCGUCCUAUUGAGGAAAACCUUUGGGCGACCCAGUCGUACGGGUGCGCGCAGAAACCCAUGA
This is a messenger RNA of Ostrea edulis (European flat oyster), 927 nucleotides long. RefSeq lists its product as uncharacterized. The record is from RefSeq and is a predicted model, not a curated record. The coding region runs from base 232 to 927 and encodes 231 amino acids. The transcript is spliced from 4 exons. NCBI's taxonomy places the organism in Eukaryota, Metazoa, Mollusca, Bivalvia, Ostreida, Ostreidae.